Messenger RNA from Drosophila eugracilis, 1533 nucleotides. RefSeq names its product cyclin-dependent kinase 8 (gene Cdk8). Bases 87 to 1424 code for a protein of 445 amino acids. Lineage: Eukaryota; Metazoa; Arthropoda; Insecta; Diptera; Drosophilidae. Gene Ontology annotation, molecular function: cyclin-dependent protein serine/threonine kinase activity; RNA polymerase II CTD heptapeptide repeat kinase activity; ATP binding. Gene Ontology annotation, cellular component: mediator complex; nucleus. The transcript has 2 exons. Gene Ontology annotation, biological process: protein phosphorylation. The record is from RefSeq and is a predicted model, not a curated record.
GUUGUCUGUUAUCGGCAGUCGAACAGCUGACUGGCGGCAUCUGAAUUUAUAAACAAUUUGUGAGUUUUGCAAAAUUUUCAGGAAAAAUGGAUUACGAUUUCAAAAUGAAAACGCAAAUUGAGCGUACAAAAGUGGAAGACCUCUUUAACUACGAGGGCUGUAAGGUGGGGCGUGGAACCUAUGGACACGUAUACAAGGCCAAGUGGAAGGAGACAAGCGAUGGUAAGGAGUAUGCCUUGAAGCAGAUCGACGGCACUGGUUUGUCCAUGUCCGCUUGUCGCGAAAUAGCAUUGCUGCGGGAACUGAAGCAUCAGAAUGUAAUAACGCUCAUCCGGGUGUUCCUGUCUCACAACGAUCGUAAGGUGUUUCUGUUGAUCGACUACGCGGAGCAUGAUCUUUGGCACAUUAUCAAGUUUCAUCGAGCCGCCAAGGCCACCAAAAAGCAGGUCGUUGUUCCACGGGGCAUGGUGAAAAGUCUGCUGUACCAGAUCCUGGAUGGUAUUCAUUAUCUGCACAGUAAUUGGGUGUUGCAUCGUGAUCUGAAACCUGCCAAUAUCCUGGUGAUGGGCGAUGGCAACGAGAGGGGUCGUGUUAAGAUCGCCGACAUGGGUUUCGCUCGUCUCUUUAAUGCCCCUCUGAAACCUCUAGCAGAUCUGGAUCCCGUGGUGGUCACAUUCUGGUAUCGCGCACCAGAACUGCUACUUGGAGCUCGACAUUACACCAAGGCAAUCGACAUCUGGGCUAUUGGCUGUAUUUUCGCCGAGCUACUCACUUCGGAACCUAUAUUUCACUGCCGCCAAGAGGAUAUUAAGACCAGCAACCCGUAUCAUCAUGAUCAACUAGACCGCAUUUUCAAUGUGAUGGGUUUCCCACAGGACAAGGACUGGGAGGAUAUCAAAAAGAUGCCGGAACACCAUACGCUGACCAAGGACUUUAAGCGCUCCACCUACUCCACCUGCUCGCUGGCGAAAUACAUGGAAAGGCACAAAAUCAAACCAGACAGCAAGGCCUUCCAUCUUCUGCAGAAACUGUUGCUGAUGGAUCCCAACAAACGCAUCACGUCCGAACAAGCCAUGCAGGAUCAGUACUUCCAAGAGGAGCCACUGCCCACGCAGGACGUAUUUGCCGGAUGUCCAAUACCGUAUCCCAAGCGCGAGUUCCUUACCGACGAUGACCAGGAGGAUAAGUCGGACAAUAAGCGGCAGCAGCAACAACAACAGCAGCAGCAACAACAACAACAACAGCAGCAACAGCAACAGCAAAUGAAUGCCGAGCCGAAUGCCAAGAGAGUAAGAUUGUCUGGAGCUGGUAACCAGCAAGACUUCCACCACCAACAGCAGCAGGCCCAGCAGCAGCAACAACAGCAGCAGCAGCAACAGAUGAUGUUCAAUCAGCAGCAGAACUUCCAGCAGCGCUUCAACUGAGAGACUGAUAAAUGCAGCAUUUUUUCUUCUACUACUUCUCCCUAGCUUUCUAAGUAUUUAGGACUUUAGCACAUAAGAAAUACAACCAAGUAAAGUGUAUCAUACAGAA